Messenger RNA from Zootoca vivipara (common lizard), 4263 nucleotides. RefSeq lists its product as uncharacterized. NCBI's taxonomy places the organism in Eukaryota, Metazoa, Chordata, Lepidosauria, Squamata, Lacertidae. Gene Ontology annotation, molecular function: RNA polymerase II transcription regulatory region sequence-specific DNA binding; DNA-binding transcription factor activity, RNA polymerase II-specific. Gene Ontology annotation, biological process: regulation of transcription by RNA polymerase II. Gene Ontology annotation, cellular component: nucleus. The record is from RefSeq and is a predicted model, not a curated record.
UAGAAGCGAAGUUGGAGGGGAGGGGGGGGUCUCCAUGCACAUCCCCGGAAGAGAAAGAGGCCUGCAGAGGAGGAUGAAGAGAGAAGUUACCUGCAUUGAAGUACAUUGUGGCAACAGCUGAGAGAGUCCCAGAAGUGGCCCAGUUUACGCCUCCUUCUCCUCCUCCGUCCUUUUCACUGGCAACGCAAUGGCCUCUGGUAAACCCUCUGAAUGGUGUCUUCUUAAAGAUGGAGUGGAAAGAGGAGCCAGGCAGCUUCCUCAGGUAGCGAAAGAGCAACAGGAGCAGGCCCUCUUGACCUUUGAGGAGGUGGCUGUGUUUUUCACGGAGGAGGAGUGGGCUCUGCUGGAUCCAGGCCAAAGAGCUCUGCACAAGGAAGUCAUGGAGGAGAAUUAUGAGAUGGUGGCCUCUUUAGGUGAUGGAGAAGGCAAUCAGAAUUAUGAGGGGCCAUCUGUGAAGUACUUCCGUGCAAGUGAAGACCUUAGCACACAUCUACAAACUAACACAGGGGAUAAACCUUUUAAAUGUAUGGAGUGUGGAAAGAGCUUCAGUGGGAGUCAAAUUUAUACUCAACAUCUACGGACUCACACAGGGGAGAAACCAUUUUGGUGUAUGGAGUGUGGGAAGGGCUUCAGUCAGAGUGGAACCCUUACUAGACAUCAACGGAUUCACACAGGGGAGAAACCAUUUAAAUGUAUGGAUUGUGGGAUGGGUUUCAAUGAAGGUAGAAAACUUACUAGACACCAACUGAUUCACACAGGGGAGAAACCAUUUACAUGUAAGGAUUGUGGAAAGAGCUUCUUUGAGAGGAGAGUUCUUAGAACACAUCAACGAAUUCACACAAGGGACAAACCAUUAAUAUAUAAGGAGUGUGGAAAGAGUUCCAGUCAGAAACAACAAAUCAACAAUCAACAAAUUCACACAGGGGAGAAACCAUAUAGAUGUAUGGAAUGUUGGAAGGGUUUCAGUGAAUUUGCAGCACUUACAAGACAUCAACGAACUCACACAGGGGAGAAACCCCUUAGAUGUAUGGAGAUUGGGAAGGGUUUCAGUGAAGGUGCAACACUUACAAGGCACCACCGAACUCACACAGGGGAUAAAUCAUAUAGAUGUAUGGAGUUUGUGAUGGGUUUCAGUGAAGGUGGAAAACUUGCAAGAUAUCAACGAACUCACACAGGUGAGAAACCAUUUAAAUGUAUGGAAUGUGGGAUGUGCUUCAGUCAUAGGGGAAAGCUUACAAUACAUCAACGAACUCAUACAGGGGAGAAACCAUAUAUAUGUACGGAGUGUGGGAAGGGUUUCAGUGUAGCUGGAAAACUUACAAGACAUCAACAAACUCACCAAGGGGAGAAACCAUUUAGAUGUUUGGAGUGUGGAAAGGGCUUCAGAGAAAAUGGAAAACUUACUAUACAUCUACGAACUCACACAGGGGAGAAACCCUUUAGAUGUACAGAGUGUGGAAAGAACUUUAGUCACAAAGGAAAUCUUAUCGUACAUCAACGAACUCAUACAGGGGAGAAACCAUUUAAAUGUAUGGAGUGCGGAAAGAGCUUCAGUCAGGGUGGAAACCUUACCGAACAUAAACGAACUCACACAGGGGAGAAACCAUAUGAAUGUAUGGAUUGUGGGAAGUGCUUCUGUAAUGGUGUAACUCUUAGAAAACAUCAACGAUCUCACAAAGAAGCAACAGUUUAAAUAUUAGGAGUGUGGAAAGCUUUCCAGUUAUAAUGCAGUUCUUAAUUAACACGGACUCUCACAGGGAGGAACCCAUUUAGAUGUAUGGAGUGUGCCAUGUCUUCCCCCCCAGAGUUCACUUUGUCUCUCAUAUCAACAAACUCUUAUAGGGAAAGUGCAUUGUAAAUGCAUGUAGUGUGUUUUGUUUUCGUAUUUGUAUGGAAUGUUGUACAUGUAUUAAAGCAACGAGGGUAAUGUCUCAUAAUAUAAUACUAAGUAUAAUGAAAGAUACAGUGUACUAGUUACAGGUAGGUAGCCGUGUUGGUCUGACCUUCCAGCAGCACCUUAGAAACCAACUAAGUUUGUCAUUGGUAUGAGCUUUCGUGUGCAUGCACACUUCUUCAGAUACACUGAAAUAGAAGUCCCCAGAUGCUUAUAUAUAGUGAGAGGGUGGAGAGGGGUAUUCUCAGGAGGGUGGUGGGAAUGGGUGAUUGACUGAUAGUUGUUGACGACUUCAGCUCUCUAUAUUGGACAAACAGGCCAAACCCUACGCCAAAAGAUAAAUGGACAUAAAUCUGACAUCAGGAAUCACAUUUACCACUCCUAUCAGCCAAUCACCCAUUCCCACCACCCUUCUGAGUAAUACCCCUCCCCACCCUCUGACUAUAUAUAAGGGUCUGGUGCCUUCUGUUUCAGUGUAUCUGAAGAAGUGUGCAUGCACACAAAAGCUCCUACCUAUGACAAACUUAGUUGGUCUCCAAGGUGCUGCUGGAAGAAAUUUAUACAAUGUACUGUUAGGGAUGUGCAGAAUGUGACUCUCGAGGGCUCAUUGUGAGUGAACAUGUGCUGAGAGUCCAUUGGUAUUUGAUCUUUGGCAGACAUAGGAAUGGAGAGUUGUGAAAAGUAGAACACAACGGUGGUGUUUAGGAAGCAGGAUAGGCUCUGGAAUCCUGUAACUGUAGAAUUGAAAGGGACUCUAGUCUAGCUCCCUGCUAUAAGAACAGUAGCAUUAAGACCAUUUUUAUAAUUGCAAUAAAGGAAGAAUGAAAACACAGAAAGACUGAAAAGUAAUCCUUAAACCAUCCUACGUUGUUUAUGUUUUACAAAUUAAUUGUUUUACAUUACCUUCUCAUUCAUGGUUACAUGUCAUGUCUGGGAGUCCCCCCCUCCCUUUUGGUAGUUGAGCAGUUGGUAGUUUUCUAGUCUUUUUAUUACCUUAUGUUGCUACCACCAAUAGGCAACUCCUCGCAAGGAUUGCAGUUCUUACCCACUUCCAACAGGGCGUCCCUGCUUCUCAUUUUUUUUCUUUGACAGGCACAUAUAUCAGAGAGUUUGGGGAGGGAGGGAGUUCCCCCCACUCUGGUUGGUGUAUUGGUUAGGUGCCUCCCUCCUUACUGUUUCCUAGCUACUAUCUCAAAGCUUGGUAGCUCCUGUCUCAACUGUGCAGCCUCUGAAUCUGCCUGUCUCUCUGCUUCAUGAAACUCUGGGAGGGGGGUGGGGGUGGGAUCUUUCCUCUCCUCUUCUGUUAGAAGCUGAUCUUCCUGCGAUUGCAUUCCCCCAUCCUCCGAUUCACACCAGCCCCUGACGGGAAGAUCCAACAUGGGGAGGGAAGGUGGCACAGGAAAAUGUGGGCAUUGCCAGUGGUUUCAGGAGAGCCAUUUCCCUGCGGAGAGAGGAAUCUUUCUGCCCACAUAACUGGCCCAUCUUUCAGAAAUCUGUAGAAAGAGCAGGAAGUAUAGGAGGCUGAAAGCAGAGUUCAUCUGGAGCUUCUCCCUCUGCCAGCAUUGAGCAUUUGCCCAUGACAUAAAGAAGCCACAGCAGGUGCUGCAAGCUGCCCACAGUUGGACUUCACCCCCAAAGGCAUCCCCCUCCAUCGCCCCCCCCCCCCGAGACAGACAGAUGCCAACAGGGGGCUCUUUGCCUGCAGAGGCUUUCACCCGGGGCCUUCUUCUGCAUGCAAAGCAUUGGAUUUGAGACCUUUAUUUAAACAACGUUCAUUUAUUUAAAGUAAAUACACCUUUGUCCAGUGUGAUGAAAUCACAAAAUGAUCACUCCAAUCCUCAGUCCCACAUCACAGUCAUGUUGGCUCCCCCAAUACCCUCAAUAGGAACCUAAUCAUUAUAUGCCCUCCACAAAUACCUCUGUGAUGAUGAUGAUGGCAUUAAAAUAUCCUGUUCUUCAAUCAAGGGAGAAAAAGAGAGACCAGAUUUUGUCAAAGGUAUCUUUUUGGAGAUACCUUUGAUUAGACACCAAUGAUAUGUUAGGCGUUCUGAUAGAGCAAUGCUCCAGAUGUUAUUAAUCCAAGCCUCUAUUGUUAUUUUAGAGGUUUUCCUCCAUCAUGGGCAAUGACUAGUCUACCUGCUGUGAACAGAAAUAUUUAUUCUUUAGAUUGAAGCGUAGAAUACGGGGUCAAAUUUGGAUAUAAUAAGGCAAGUGCUGAGUAAGGACAGAUAGAUUGUUUAGAGAUUUUGGAGGUCAGAUAAAAAGCUCUUCCCCAGAAGACAUGGACCAUGCUACACUCCCACCAAACGUGAAAAUAGGAAUGAGACCUUCUGCAUGCAAAGCAACUGUUCUGACCCUGAGCUGCACCC